This is a messenger RNA of Pseudophryne corroboree (corroboree frog), 1208 nucleotides long. RefSeq names its product AFG2 interacting ribosome maturation factor (gene AIRIM). Bases 137 to 751 code for a protein of 204 amino acids. The record is from RefSeq and is a predicted model, not a curated record. NCBI's taxonomy places the organism in Eukaryota, Metazoa, Chordata, Amphibia, Anura, Myobatrachidae. The transcript is spliced from 5 exons. Gene Ontology annotation, cellular component: cytoplasm; nucleus.
UGGGAGCAAUUUCUGACUUUGUUGCUGUAUACGGUCCAGGGCAGACUUGUUGCUCGCUCGCUCGCUCGCUGCGCUCACCUGACCGAGCACACGCACAUGAUAAAAAGGACUGAGAUUCAGUUCUUUCCAUUCCAGCAUGUCGGAGGUUGCGGCACUUCUUUCUGCACAGCAGUCCCUUAGACAGUGCUUUGAUGUUAUAGAACAGCAGCAAGAGGAAUGGAAACAUGUCCUAAUGGAGUGUGAGCCCUUAAUAAGCACAUUGAGUAACCUGGCUGAACAAUUGCAGGCCUGCCAGAAAGUUACUUUCACACAGACUCCUCUCGGUGGUUUCACUGAUCUACAGGAUCGACUCCGUUAUAAACUUGAGGCAGCUGUGGAUCUCACCCUGGAAAAGCUAAAUGAUAACAUGUGCACACUACAAAAAGUGAGGGACUCUGUGAGUCAGAAGGUGGGUUCUACCCUCUAUGUUUAUGAAGUGAAUGCAGAGGUACUGAGUCUUGAGGCCUCUCUUCAGCGCACUUCUCUUAGCCCUUCUAUAGCUGACAUGCUAGAGUGGUUGCAAGACAUAGAAAAAUAUUACAGAAACCAAUACUUGCAGCGGAGGCUGCUUUUGCAGUUGCACAAUGAUUGUUUGACAGAAAUGAAGAGUUUACCUCACUCUUGGGCAAAGUUGGAAGACAAUUCAUCGUCUAAGCAACAGUUUGUACAAGAUACAUUGCUAAAUGUAUCAUUUUUUCGUGAAGCCGCUUGAUACAACUGACUUCCUUUCAACACUGUCUUAAUUCGGGCAGUCACAGAUUUCUUUUCAAACUCUUUGCUCUGUGGAAACAAUGUGAAGUAUUUUUACUCCUGGUAAAUAAAUACAGUUUCACAGAUGCUGUUUGCCACUUCAAUACAGACUUGAAAGGCUGGAUAUUUCUUAAUUUUGGGGAUUUUUAGCAGAAGACUUCUGGUCUAUGUGUUUUUUACUUUCAGUGUGAAACGCAAUAUAUGUUUUCUAUUCAUUAACUUGAAGAGACCAAUACCUCAGUAAAAACAUCUUCAAUUGCCAAUCACAAACUUCAAAAGCGAGAAGCAAUUUGUUUCAAAAUGUGUAUGGAACAAUAUAUGGGUGUAAUAACGUUUUUCUGUUUUGAAAAUUUCCCUUUAUAAGUAAAGACUUUUGUUGUAAAAAAAAUAAAAAAUAAAGUAUUUAUUUACAUAAAGAA